AUGGAGCGACAGAACAGCGCCAAGAGCCGCAAAUCCAAAACGCUACGCUCCAUCUCGCGCUCCCUUAUCCUUUGCAACGGUAAGAACAGCGACGAGGGAUCGAGCCCUGAUGAGAAGUACCCCAACCCUUUCGAGACUCAAGCCACCUGGGGUCAUGAGGAAACCGGUCCCUGCCCUCAGCUACAAUUAGCCUGCGCCCCGCCGAGUGACUGCGACCCUCCUGACCCACUUAUGAUCGCUGGCAUGAUGCAGCUGAGAGCUGCCCCCGGUGACAGUGGGAAGAACAUGAAAAGGAAGUUCUUUGUCAAGGAAUCUUCCAUUUGUUCUCGCAGAGAACAGCCUACCAAACUGGACGUGCCGAAUGGUUCCAUUCUACAGACAAAAGCCAAAUGCCAGAGGACCCGCAGCAAUUCAGCCAGUGUGAGUCCAUACUGGAUAGGGGAAAUGGACAAUUCCAUCUCAAAGAAAUCAGCAUCCCGAUACAGACAGGCUCAUUCUCUCUAUACCAACAGGAAGUCACUCUCCCAGCAGUUGGAUUGUUCAACAGGAAAAGCCCCUCCUCUGUCCAGAUCUUCACGAUCGCUAAGUACCGCCCAGCUGAUACACGUCUCGUGUGGCCUGCAGGCCUCCGUCAUCUCCAAUAUUGUUUUAAUGAAAGGCCAAGGAAAGGGGCUGGGAUUCAGCAUCGUCGGAGGAAAAGACAGUAUUUAUGGCCCCAUCGGUAUCUACGUUAAGACUAUCUUUCCUGGAGGGGCGGCCGCUGCAGAUGGACGGCUACAAGAAGGAGAUGAAAUCCUGGAACUGAAUGGAGAAUCCAUGCAUGGCCUGACGCAUUACGAAGCCUUGCAGAAAUUCAAGGCCAAGAAGGGUCUCCUCACACUUACAGUGCGGACAAGCCUCAGCACCCCACACUCAGCAGCCACUUACUUGUCAUCCCAUCUCUGCCGUUCGCUGAGCACCACCACGUGCAUAACGAAAGAAAACAGCUCCUUCGGCUCAGAAAGCGCCACUUUCUCUUUAAAUGCCGCCAAUCCCAACGACAGGAUCAUCAUGGAAGUCUCCUUAAACAAAGAGGCUGGUGUUGGCUUAGGGAUUGGAUUAUGCAAUAUCCCUUAUUUCCAAUGUAUAUCAGGAAUAUUCAUCCACACCCUUUCUCCAGGCUCUGUGGCUCAUAUGGAUGGAAGGCUCAGGUGUGGAGAUGAAAUUGUAGAAAUCAACGAGGCAUCUGUUCAAAGUAUGACGCUCAACGAAGUUCACACAGUCCUGAGCCACUGCAAUCCUGGCACUGUGCAAAUUAUAAUCAGCAGACACCCCGAUCCACAGGUCUCUGAACAGCAGCUGAAAGAAGCCAUUUCACAAGCUGUGGAAAGCAACAAGCUGGAAAGAGAGAGGCCUCAGUGGAGCCCUGAAGGCAUGAAAAGUCUGGAGACAAGUUGGCAUAAGAAACCCCCAUGUGAAAAACACAUGGAGAAGAACCCAGCUUAUUUCAGCCCCCACCCUCAAAAGCUAAUGAUCCGCUCCAGCAGCGACAGCAGUUACAACCCCAGGUCAUCUUGCGGAAAUGGCCUCCCCUACCAACUGCCAGAUUUGAAAGCAAAAGGACAUAGUAUUGAUGUACCCAUUACCAGACAGCCAGGCUCCUUGUCUUCUUCCUCUCGAACCAGCCUGGAGAAGACCUCUCGGCCUGCUCUCAAAGAAGUAGAUCACCUCUCUAUAAAUCCCAAAAGAUCUGCAGAGAUCCUGGUUAGAAAACCGCGAUCGUCAAAACCCAAACCGCCACCAAGGAAGUAUUUCAAACAAGACUGCCUCAAUAAUGAAGGGACUCACAAAGAAGGGAAAGAGAGGCCCAACCAGCAAAGCAAUGGGAGUCCUCCCAAUUCACAGGAAGUAAGAGAGACUCUGCGGCAGAGAAAUAAAACGGUUAAAACCCACGGCUCCUUUGCAAGUUCUUUAGCACCGAGAGCUGCAGAACAGUCCCCUGUACGUUUAGCAGCUGCGGAUCAAGAAAAAAAAACCAACAAAGGCAAGGUUCUCUCGUCAGCCCAAAGACCUGCCCUCAGAAGGCAAGCAAGGGUCGAUUACAGUCUAGAGGCUACCACUGAAGAUCCUUGGGUCAGGAUUUCGGACUGCAUCAAAAGCUUGUUUAACCCCGGCAUGUUGAAAGACGGGUGUUCCUUGAGCUUGCACCCCGACGUCAACACCAAUGAGGGCAGCCAAGCCGCUAUCUGCUCCGAAGUGGUCCUGCAGAGAUCAGACACAGAAGAAGCAGAUCCCAAAGCCCCCAGGUCAUCCGAUGAAGGUGACUUUGUGAAGAAAGGCCCACCAGUAGCGCCUAAACCAACCUGGUUUCGUCAGAGUCUCAAAGGCUUCAAGCCAGGAAGUUCAGAUACAGCAACGCCAGCGAGGCAAAACAACACCGAGCACCAGAGUGUUUCCGACAACGAACUGGGCUCGAAGAUAAGCCGUGCCUCAGCUAGAGGAUUGUCGAUAAAGCAAAGAAUAAGCUCGUUUGAAAGUCUGGGCACGCCACAAUCACCCGAAAAGGGAGACAGAAAACUUAGUCCCAAACUGUCAACCCAAAAUGAAAAAUCUCUCAGUAGAAGGGAGGCCAAAUCUGCCUUGGUACAUCUGAACCAAAUUCCUUCAGGGAACAUGGACCAUCAAGGUUCUGAAAGCUCCUGUCCUCAGUCAUGUCUAGAUCCAAGCCUCCUUGGUUCCUCUUGUUGCUCAAGAGAGAAAUGUAGCCCCACCUCAAAGACCACCAGUAGCACCUUCCCUGAAUUGCCUUUGGACUCACUACCGUUGCAAGGUGCCGAACCCAACUCCCGAGUCACAAAAACACCAAGUCAGAGAGCGCGGAGCUUUCCACUGACCUCUGCCCAGUCCUGUGAAAUGCUGAAGAGCACAGAGGAAAAAUACAGCAAAAUCUAUUCUCUCAGCAGUCACUUCUCUUCGGCUUUGAUGAAAUCCUUGCAUUCCCUUCCUCAGUCUCCGCUGAGUUCCGGGAAAAAUCCGUGGAGGUCACACGAGGGAUUGCUAAAGCCCCACACAGAUGAAAACGGAACCUCUCUCUGUCAUGCAAGUGAAACUCCUUCCUCAGACACCAGCUUCUCUCUCAACCUCUCCGAGCUGAGGGACUUCAAUGUGAAUCUGACAGAGAAGGAGAAAGAGGAAGACAGGCAGAGCGGCAGUUCAUCACAGGCUUUGGGGGCUUCAGGGCAGGCUGUCAUCUCUCUCCUCACCCCUGAAGAACUGAGAAAGCUCAUGGAGGAGGUGAAGACUUUAGAUGAGGCAACGUUAAAACAACUCAGUGACAUUCACGUCACAAUUCUACACAAGGAAGAAGGUGCCGGUCUCGGUUUCAGCCUUGCAGGAGGAGUAGACCUAGAAAACAAAGCCAUUACGGUUCACAGAGUAUUUCCCAGUGGAUUAGCAGCCCAGGAAGGAACCAUUCAGAAAGGAGAUGAAGUCUUAUCCAUCAAUGGGAAGUCUCUCAAGGGCGCUGCUCACAACAAAGCACUGGAGAUCUUAAGAAAGGCUCGGCAUCCGAAGCAGGCAGUGAUUGUCACGAGGAAACCCCAAAAGGGAGAAACAAGCUUCAACGUGUCCAUCGACUCCUCUGCAUCAGAAACGUCAACCGAUUCAACAUCUGAAGACAUAAUCUUCACUGUUACACUGGAGAAGACGUCUGCAGGCUUAGGAUUUAGUUUAGAAGGUGGAAAAGGCUCCAUCCAUGGAGAUAAGCCCAUAACCAUCAACAGGCUUUUUAAAGGGGUAGCAUCGGAACACAACCCCUUGGUUCAGCCAGGAGAUGAAUUACUGCAAGUCCACACAAACAUGAUGCAGGGACUAACCCGUUUUGAAGCAUGGAACAUCAUCAAGACAUUACCCGAUGGACCUGUAACGGCAGUCAUCAAGAGAAAAAAUUCCAGGGCUAGAUCGGCAGAAUCUCUCCGAGGAGAGGAAUAAAUUAAAACAUCCCCAGAACUGCUACUUUAAAAAAAAAACAGGACCUAAAAGCUUGCAUUUAUCUCCAGAGCUUUAGCUGAUCCCACAACCGAUGAUGUAUUAACCUGAAGAGCAAGCUGGUCGAGAAGAGAAGGCGUGUGUACAAAUAGCUCAGUGUUUGUGGUUUCUAUAUUAAUAAAGCAGCUGCUGCAAG
Eublepharis macularius is the source of this 4162-nucleotide messenger RNA. It is a transcript of the gene IL16, whose product is annotated as interleukin 16. Gene Ontology annotation, biological process: induction of positive chemotaxis; leukocyte chemotaxis. Gene Ontology annotation, molecular function: cytokine activity; CD4 receptor binding. NCBI's taxonomy places the organism in Eukaryota, Metazoa, Chordata, Lepidosauria, Squamata, Eublepharidae. The transcript has 18 exons. The record is from RefSeq and is a predicted model, not a curated record. The coding region runs from base 1 to 3969 and encodes 1322 amino acids.